AUGAGCUCUACCGAUACAGCCAAAAAUAGCAAAAUCACCACCAACACCUACUCCCAUGUGUUCAAGUACCCACUAGUGGCGGAGGCCAGCGCUUUGGUAGAGAGGUCGUCCACCGUGAGGAUUGUCGAGUCUUAUGCGCACUCAUUGGUCAGCAGAGCGCUCUCUGUGCUUUCUAGCGUGUCCAUUCUUGUCUCGCUCCUUAACGCCAUCGAUCAAACCACAGAUGCCACACUAUCGUACCUGGACCGCACUUUCCCCUUCUUGACCACCGUCUCCACAGAGACCAUCUCCAAAUCGUUGAACGGCUACUACGACAGAUGGGCCCGCGGCGUGGUGAAGAACGCCAGAACGACGUUUGCAAACACCACCAGCUCUGUGCGCUCGCGGCUGAGUGCCGUGGUGAAGACGUUCAACGACUACUACGAGUCUGCCGUGGACAGGCUGCUGCCGCUGAAGAACCAGGCUGAGGCCAAGGGCCAGGAGGUGACCGACAUUGCGCAGAGCGAGCUCACGCGGUCCAGAAAGCUGCUCAGGUCGACGUACGAAAGGGCUCUUCCCUACGUCCACCAGGUGUCUGGCCUGCCGCAGUACGUGACCGAGGUGUACAACAGCGAGAAGGCCUCGUCGUCGGCUCCUGCUGCCAUUGCCAAGACGUCCAGAAGGCUCUCGAACGAGGCGUAUGUGAACGCGAUCAAGCCUACCUACGAUGCGACUCUGAAACCGGCCGUCGACCGCAUCAUUGGCGGCCCGUCUUCGCACACCAACGGCAUCGUCGACACGGUGACCGAGCCGCUGAACGGCUCGCUGUGA
This is a messenger RNA of Ogataea angusta, 810 nucleotides long. RefSeq lists its product as uncharacterized. The coding region runs from base 1 to 810 and encodes 269 amino acids. NCBI's taxonomy places the organism in Eukaryota, Fungi, Ascomycota, Pichiomycetes, Pichiales, Pichiaceae. The record is from RefSeq and is a predicted model, not a curated record. The transcript has a single exon.